AGAAAGCGUCACGACUUAAAUACAUGCCAGCUCUAAACAUUUCCCGGAGUUACAGCAUGAUGUCUGUAGGAAAAAGGAAAAGCAUUACUAUGCGUUUGGCUGCAGUUUUCUUUUUUACAUGUUAUUUGGCACAAACGAUAGACUGUUCUCGACUGAGGAAAACACAAAGACGAGAGGGACGAAAAGAAGCUGGCUCAGCCAAAACGCUAGGCAUCCAAGAAGGGAAAAUACUAUUUGGUAGCUUUUUUGAGAGCGGAGCAAGCCUUGAGUCACGAGUCACAGGUGGGACCAAGAAGUCUUCAAACUCUUCUGUGGAUGAUGAGGCAGCUUAUCAAGCGGACUUUGCAGGCUGGUCAAAAGGAGAAACGCAUGAUGUGCCGGCCAGUCCCAAAGAAGCAGCAUGGAAACACAUGGGGCCUUCUCUGCGGUGUGCUGGGGACCAGAUGAAGUUCAGAGCAGUGGGACCAGGAGCUUCACAGUUCGCAGUUGAACAAAGAAAUGCACCUCCAAUGCCUCUGUCCCAGGUCCCUUCCACCUGUGGCUACAGCAUGCAGAGGAACUCCUUUGCACUUGUUAUGUUGGUUCCCUAUGAUGGCUGCAACAUGAUUCAAGAGGGUGGAAGUUAUGUGCUCCCAAUGCGAUGGCAUGGAAUUCCAGUCUCACUCUGGUGUCCAAAGCCUGCAGCACAUACUCCUGCUGUGCCAAUAAACCCUGGUUACUUCCCUCCAGUCACAGUGCCGCCAACCACCACUACCAAGAUGAUGACCGCUGAUGGAAAACACCCUCAGCCUCAGUUUCCACAAUAUCCACAACACCCAAUAUAUCUUACAGUGCCGCCAGCCACCACUACCAAGAUGACGGCUGAUGCAAAACACCCUCAGCCUCAGUUUCCACAAUUUCCACAAUAUCCACAACACCCAAUAUAUUUUCCACCUCCAGGUGUGCUCCCUCCAGUCAAAACAGGAAAGCCAGAAGCCCCUUUUCCCCCAAUGGUAAAACCUUACCCUCCCAUCCCAUGGCAACUCCCAGCCCACCUGCCACCAUUUCCUCAACCAGAUACACCUGAGCCAUUGAUGCCUGUCAUGCUUUUCUAGCCUCUUGCCUAUCAUUUUCCUGUAAAAUAAAUGGGUUAAAAAAA
Messenger RNA from Larimichthys crocea (large yellow croaker), 1138 nucleotides. RefSeq names its product leucine-rich repeat extensin-like protein 5. NCBI's taxonomy places the organism in Eukaryota, Metazoa, Chordata, Actinopteri, Sciaenidae. The record is from RefSeq and is a predicted model, not a curated record. The transcript is spliced from 4 exons. Bases 24 to 1094 code for a protein of 356 amino acids.